Messenger RNA from Sugiyamaella lignohabitans, 1584 nucleotides. It is a transcript of the gene NRP1, whose product is annotated as Nrp1p. The transcript has a single exon. Lineage: Eukaryota; Fungi; Ascomycota; Dipodascomycetes; Dipodascales; Trichomonascaceae. Gene Ontology annotation, molecular function: RNA binding. The coding region runs from base 1 to 1584 and encodes 527 amino acids. The record is from RefSeq and is a predicted model, not a curated record.
AUGUGCACAUCAUUAACCACAUUAACAUGGGACUCUGUAAAGAAUGCUCCUUCUUUUAGAGAGGGAAUUAUGGCAUUCGACAACUAUUUACAAGAGACUCUUAUUUCAAAAGGAACCGAUUUUGCAUUUGUUACUCUAAAUGGAUCUGAUUUAAGGGUUCAACUGGCCCGAGAAGCCCAUGAUAAAGGUGUCAUUUUACCUCCCUAUUUAAGGCACCCUAAAUAUUUCGACUUGAGGUCUGAAUACACACGCUGGCAGGCCCACCAUCCAGAAAGUAUUCCUUACUCUGCUGCUUCAAUUUCAAGCAUUUAUGUCGCCUUGGAUGUUAUGGAUGCUAAAUCUGGCAAUAGGUCUGUAGUACCAAGUGCUACUGAAUCUCGAAGGGCUAUUGAUGCUGCUCAUCUAAGCACACAGAUCCUACGAGCUUUGAUUCAAAAGUCACAACCAUCUGAUCAACACCCCGAUGUUCUUACACGACCUGUUGAUACCGCUGCAGAUCUUGCGGCCUUUAUAAAUGAGAACUCCAAAGUUUUACACCUCAGUAAUUUACCCCAUGAUACAACUCAAAGUGAACUGGAGAGCUGGUUUACUCAGUAUGGAGGACGACCCAUCAGCUUCUGGACCUUGAGAACCCCUGAUCCAAAUCGAUCAGUCGAAGCAGGGUUUGCCUUGUUCUCCUCGCACGAAGAUGCCAUGGCCAGUCUGUCGAUGAACGGUCGUGCUCUCAAUGAUCGUGCUAUCGAGAUCUCUCCUUCUAGUAAUCGGGUAUUAGAGCGAGCCCAGGAAAUCCUCUCUCCCUUCCCACCGAGCAAAAACAGACCUCGUCCUGGCGACUGGACGUGUCCUUCGUGUGGAUUCUCUAAUUUCCAGCGUCGUACUGCCUGCUUUAGAUGUAGCUACCCGUCUCCUACCCAAACCAGUAUAUCCUCUGGUAGCAACGUCAAUCACAACCGUAACAACAGUAGCCAGUCGAAUAUCGCUCUCUAUUCGGGCUCUAGUGACUACCAACAGCAGGUAGGGAUGGCUCAGUCUCUCAACCCCACCGUUUCAAGUUCUACAAAUGCUGCAUCAGCUUCUCAGCAAACAUUAUACCAACAACAACAGCAGCAAACUCAACCCCAAUCACAACAAAUGCAUCUUAUGAACCACCCGCAGCAUCUUAACCAUCAGGUGGCCAGUAAUACUAUGAAUAAUGUUAACUCCACUUCGCGUAAUUAUGGUGUCUUGAAUAAUAAUGGAGCCACUACUGGCCCUAAUCAAAUCCGUUCCCUACCAAGUGGUGGUAAUUUGACAGGCAUUCCUUCAGUUCCUUUCCGAGCUGGUGAUUGGAAAUGCGGAGCUGAUGGGUGUAACUACCACAACUUUGCGAAGAAUAUCUACUGUUUACGAUGUGGAGCUCCCAGAGCUACUGCUGCAACCACUGGGGGACCGGUCAAUCCACAACACAACCGUGUUCCGAGCUAUUCCAAGCAGCCUCAAUUCAGUGCCAACCAAUAUACCCAACCUCUAGCCACUACUGACACGGGCUACCCGCAGCUCCGACAAGCCUCGGGACCACUACCCGGGGUUCAACCGGGCUGGUAA